UGGUCUUCUUGCAGAAGAAGCAGCACACCUUUGACAAUAUCAAUGGGAGCCACCUGUAGAGCUUGAUCUUCUUGCAGAAGAAACAGAUGAUCGUCUAUAAAUAAUGGAAUGGUUUAGUAAGUUUCACCAAGGUAACAGCUGAGUUAGAACCAUAGCAGAAAGAUGUCUCCACCUGUUAAGGUCAUCGGCCACAUCGCCAGCCCAUUCUCCCACCGUGUCGAGGCCGCCCUGUGUCUCAAGGGUGUGCCCUACGAGCUGAUCCAAGAAGACCUGUUCAACAAGAGUGAGCUGCUGCUCACGCACAACCCCGUCCACAAGAAGGUGCCUGUGCUCCUCCAUGGCGACCGCGCCAUCUGCGAGUCCCUCGUCAUCGUUGAGUAUGUGGACGAAGCCUUCGAGGGGCCACCCCUCCUACCGAUCGACUCCUACGACCGUGCUAUGGCCCGCUUCUGGGCUGACUUCAUGGACAAUAAGCUUCUCAAGCUGUUCUGGCUGGCCCACUGGACAGAGGGCGAGGUGCAGAAGGGAAUAACGAAAGAGGCGAAGGAGAGCCUGGCGCUUCUGGAGGAUAAGCUCAGGGGGAAUAGGUUUUUUGGCGGUGACACCGUCAGCUACCUUGACUUGGUCUAUUGUUGGUUAGCUCCUUGGCUCAGCGUCGUGGAGGAGGUGACUGGAGUGACUGUGGUAGACGAAAGCGAGUUCCCUGCUAUACGCCAGUGGGAAAAGGAGUACAAUUCUUGCGAAGCUUUGAAGCCGUGCAUGCCGGACAGAGACCAAAUCGUCGCCUACUUCAUUGAAAGCAAGGAGAGCUACAAAAUGUUCGCCAAUGCAUGGGCGGCGCAGCAGUAAUUGUGUGCAAGAAUACGAAUCAAUGUGUGGAAUAUCAUAUUGUGCCCAAAUAAACAUGCCCAUGUUUCAGGCUGGUUUAUUUUGUGUGAAUUCAUAUGUUUAUUUGUGAGUUGGUACUACACUCCCCGCUUUAUUAAGACAAAUGAAUACCAUAUUUUGUUUUUAGAAAAGUCA
Messenger RNA from Setaria italica (foxtail millet), 1023 nucleotides. RefSeq names its product glutathione transferase GST 23. Gene Ontology annotation, biological process: glutathione metabolic process. NCBI's taxonomy places the organism in Eukaryota, Viridiplantae, Streptophyta, Magnoliopsida, Poales, Poaceae. The transcript has 2 exons. The record is from RefSeq and is a predicted model, not a curated record. Gene Ontology annotation, molecular function: glutathione transferase activity. Bases 163 to 849 code for a protein of 228 amino acids. Gene Ontology annotation, cellular component: cytoplasm.